UUAGUUUCCAUCUGGUAUAAAAGCUAUUGAUUAUUGGAUAUUUAUGCAAAGUAGUAGAUGACUUUUGACACGUUCUGUGAUCGUUUAGUUAUACCUGUUCGAGGGAAAUAAACAUGGUAUUUAUCAAAACAAUGUUUGUACUACUGAUGGCGGCUGCAUAUGUGCUGGGUGUCAAAACGCAAGCAUUCGGGUGUGACAUACUUUGUAAGUGCGAAAUGACGUCGUUAGAAGUCAAAGUCACGUGUGUAGGACCAGAUAUUUCUGAAGUUCCUGUUCGGUUGCCUCGUAAUACCACGGAACUGUAUCUGAGCGGAACGAGCAUUCGUGUGGUUAGUGCAGGUACAUUUGACCUCUAUCCGUUCUUAACCGAAUUGUUUUUCCGUGACACAUCCACGGAUCCCUGCCAGCUCGAAUAUCUCGAACCAGGCGUCUUCGACAACAUGGAAAAACUCGAAGCUUUAGGGAUGAUUGGCUGUGGAAAACUGACAUCCCUGAAUGCUGGUGUCCUUGGAAGCUUCAAGAAUUUAGAGACACUGCAGAUGUAUCGUAAUGGACUGACGAGUGUACCAAACCUAUCAUUUUUCAAGACUGCAAACCAAGAUAUGGAAGGACUCAUGAAAGAAAUGGAUUUUCAUGGCAACAAAAUCACAAAGAUAAAGGCGUACGAUUUUUACGGCAUUCAAACCGAUAUGUUGAAAUUGGAUGAAAACGAUAUUACAAGUAUCGAAGGUUAUUCUUUUGAAAAUGCAACUGUCGUUCAUCUAUUCCUCAAUAAAAACAAAAAUCUCCAGAACCUACAUGAGAACGCCUUUGCCAAAAAUAAACUUAUACUAAAUCUAGACUUGUCAGAGACGAAAAUCGAGACGCUGCCAACUGCGGGUCUAAAAAACAUAAGGAAGUUGAUAAUAAAAGACACUCCCUCAUUGAAACACUUUCCGACAGUAUUGGAGUUCAGCAAAAUCGAAGUAACUGAACUAACGUAUCCCCAUCAUUGUUGUGCAUUUAAAAACCCGGAGAUUCAAAACCCGGCCGUAUGGCGCGCAAAAGCUCGACAGGCGCAGGAAUCGAUUAACCGCGAGUGUGCAUUGUCAACUAGUACUUCGACACCGGCUUCCGCACUCACCCCUCGUACAAUGGGCUUUGGGAAAAUUGUAAUACCAGGAAACGAAACCAGAGUGAAACGAAACACGAUUCAGUAUAUAAAUGGAAUAAAGUUUGUUCGUCAUAAAAGAAACUUUGGUGACUUUGCAGAUGAAACUUUUGGCAAAACUAUCGACGACAAUGAAACCAAUUUCGGAUUUGGACCAAUAAAACCACUGGAUAAUAAUUUCGGCAGUUUUGGUGAAAAUGACAAGAAUUCCAAAAAGACAGAAUCAGUAAUGGUCUUCCAUACAACAUAUGUUGACGAUAAUAUAACACAGCAAGCAUUUUGUGGGGAGAUCUACAUAUAUAACAGAAACGUAACAUGUACACCAGAACCCGACGCGUUUAAUCCGUGCGAAGACGUCAUGGGAUACAUUUGGCUACGUGUUAUAGUUUGGUUUGUGCUUCUGGCAGCUCUACUUGGAAACAGUGUUGUCUUGAUUGUCAUUAUGACGAGUCGAGGAAAGUUGUCCGUUCCAAAGUUCCUAAUGUGCAAUUUAGCGUUUGCGGAUUUCAUCAUGGGAGUGUAUUUAUUACUCUUAGCAUCUAUUGACGUUCAUACGUUGGGUGAAUAUUUUAACUACGCGAUACGUUGGCAAAACGAAGGAGGAUGCCAAGCAGCUGGUUUUUUAUCCGUAUUUUCAAGCGAAUUGUCUGUUUUUACACUGACAAUAUUGACACUAGAACGAUGGUACGCUAUUAGUCACGCGAUCCAUCUAAAUAAACGUCUAAAGCUACGCCAGUCAGUAGCGUUGAUGGCGUUGGGCUACACGUUUGCAUCAGUGCUUGCUACGUUGCCGCUUGUUGGUAUUAGCGGAUAUGGUAACGUCAGUAUCUGUCUACCCAUGAAGGCCGUUAAAAGCGUCGAUAUCGGCUACGUGGUAUCGUUGUUGAUCAUGAAUGGUGUCAUGUUUCUCUCCAUCUGUUUUUGCUAUGUAAGUAUGUACUGGCAAGUAAAAGGCAGUGCAACAACAGCUAGGAGUAACGAUGCCACGAUUGCUAAACGAAUGGCUCUCCUUGUAUUCACCAACUUUGCCUGUUGGGCACCGAUCGCAUUCUUUGGUCUCACAGCGUCCGCUGGAGUACCAUUAAUUGACAUAACAAACUCAAAAAUUCUUUUGGUAUUCUUUUACCCUCUUAAUUCAUGCGCGAAUCCGUUCUUGUACGCUAUUCUUACCAAACAGUUUCGAAAGGAUGUAUUUAUCUUAUUGGGAAAAUAUGGUAUUUGUGUUGAAAAGGCGAAUAUGUAUCGUGGUACUAUGACGUCGCGUUCUAUGUCUCAGUCGCGAAAUCAUCAUAAGGACGUUUCCAUGAGGUGCAAUAUGAGGUAUCGGGAGCCGGCAUUUUCACAUUUUCAUGAUUCUGCACAUGGGACCAGAGGUACCGUUACUGCGCCCAAAAUCUACCCAUUUCAUCGCGAUCAUACAGAGACACAGCCGUUUCUUCGGAAAAGCCAUACAGAUCGGGCAGCUGAAUUUGCAAAUAAGGAACCUGUUUUAAGCGACGAAAAUGACAGCGUCGUUGACCUUUGGGAUGCGAGCCAUUCCAAAUCAAAGGACCAAGUGAAACAAAGGAACCACCCUCCUUACAUUCGAAGCGUUAGUGAUUACGCGAAGUUUUGUGGCGUGCGAAAGUUGCAGAAGUUAACAAAAACACGCCAGAGUGUCGAUACUUUUAUGAGUAACAGCACAGAUACGACAUACGUUAGCGAUGUUUCUAAUACAACGCAAGAUGAUGUAUGGCAAUUGCGAGACAAUGAAGACAAUAAUACUGAACAAAAAGGUGAGGGUGCUAUUGAGAGCGUUGUUUACAAUGCCAAUGCCAAUGAUUCCCAUGCGAUAGCAGAGCCAUCUUGCUAUAUAGUUUCUAAUGAUUGUUGCAGUGAAUCGACUGAACAGUCGCCAAAUAUAUGUUUUGAUAAAUUGAUUAACCAGAACCAAAAACAAGGGAGAAAAAAUAACGGAUCCGGGGAUUUAAAACACCGUCUCUCGACAAAGAUUCCAUUAUUGAGCAGACUUGACGAAACAACUGAAAUCAGAUGCGAUCAGUUAAACUGUGCUGAAGACAUUGUAGUUCUACAACCCAACGAUAUUGAAACCUUAGAUAAAAGUAAGGAGAGCGGUUUCCAUUCGAGUGGUUCGAUAGAACUUGAUACAGGAGUAUAAAACGUGUUCACGUUGAUUUCAUGCGUAUGAUUAAAUUGUUACCAACCUCGUGUAAAUCAUGUUCAUUCCAUUCCAUUCCGGUGCUUGUGAAGAACCCGCUACAGAAGUAUUAUAUGGUGUUCCCCUUGUAUUCAUUCGGAUGGUUUCAUUGUUACCGCCUGCUGUUAAAGCUGGUGUAUUACACUUCCAUUCGUAUUACGUUUUUAAUCGGAUGGUUAUAUGUGUUUUAACAGGAGAAUAAAGCAUGUUAUUUCUUUUCCAUUUGAAUGGUUGUAUAGAACUUAAUACAAAGGUAUAAACAUCUUCACAAUGUAUCUAGUCGGUUGGUUCUAUAUAAUUUAUUACACGAGUUUUAAACAUGUUCAUUAUGUUUUCAUUUUGUGAGUUCUGACACAUAUGUAUAAAGCAUGUUGACCUGGUUUCGAUUCGUUAAAACUUGAUACAGGGGUAUCACUGAUUUGCUAAACAAUUAAUAUAAAGUGCAUUUAAAUAGUCGAACUAUUUUACUUUGUAUCAAUUGGACUUAAGGAAGUGUUGUUGUUUUGGUUUUUUAUUCCUUAUUGAAUGUAUUAUGUAUAUUUAUAUGUUUGGAUAAAUUAAGCAAACCUAUUAUGUCAGAUUAAUUUUAGAAAAGAAUAGCAUUUGUUUAUCCAUGUCUACGUAUGCUAUUGACACCCGUUUGCUCAUUGUACAGUUUAUUUCAAUAUUGUUAAUUUCGAAAUGCGUUGUGAAAUUGGCUUUAUAAAGUGUUUUUUUUUCUUUGUGAUUCAACUGUGCUUUCGGUCUACAUGUAUUUUACAAAAAAAACAUCACUGUGUGAUAAAAUGAUAUACAUGAGCUCGUGGUGUUAUUUAUAAUUUGUUCAAUAUGACUUCAUUACUCACAUUCACAUGAUGAUUAUACAAAGGAAGGCGUAAGCGUUUACCAGUUAUGAUUAAUUUUUAAAAAAUAAUAA
Mya arenaria is the source of this 4263-nucleotide messenger RNA. Its product is annotated as thyrotropin receptor-like. Lineage: Eukaryota; Metazoa; Mollusca; Bivalvia; Myida; Myidae. The record is from RefSeq and is a predicted model, not a curated record. Gene Ontology annotation, biological process: G protein-coupled receptor signaling pathway. Gene Ontology annotation, molecular function: protein-hormone receptor activity; G protein-coupled receptor activity; protein binding. Gene Ontology annotation, cellular component: membrane. The transcript has 9 exons. Bases 114 to 3308 code for a protein of 1064 amino acids.